AUGGUCGACGAAGAUGAAUUAGAUAGCAAACUGGCAGCAUUCUUGAAGAGGGUAAGGGGCGUCAAGGUGGCAUAUGACCCUCGCGAGGCCUCAAAUGAUGAAAGCCUUAUGUUUCAAGACAUUCAUAGCUCAUCAGUAGAGAUGCGCCAGGCAAUUUUGGACGUUGCAGCGAAUGUUUCAACCCGCGAGCGAUCCCAAUCAAGCAGAAUGCGGUUCCUGGAGAGGCAAAAUUCGCAGGAUGAAAAAGAUCCGUCAAAGUUACUAAAGUUGAAGUCAUGCUCGGCAUUGGUGGAUUCUGAGCAUUAUGUCGCAGUCUCCUAUUGCUGGAGACGAGAGCAAGCUGGUUGGUACAGUACUGACGAUGAGCCCCCUCUGAAAGUCGUCCUGGAAGACGAAAAGGAAGAUGCUAUUCAAAAUAUGGAUCUAGUUUAUCAAGACUCCACCCAUCCAAUAGCAAUAUUGGAGUCGUGUUUUGAGACCCAAGCUGAGCUCGAUGUGUUCGCAUCAGUCGUUGAUCCAGGCUUCUUUGACUUUGACCCUGACAACAUCGAAGCGUUAGAUGACAUUCUUGAGACAUUCACUAAUGAUCAGUGGUUCUCACGCGCUUGGACGCUACAGGAAUCAAUCUCUGCAGGGGUCAGUAUGUCCUUUCUUAUUGGAUGCCCUGGGCUUGACAAACCGGAAGUUUUCGGUCAAAUUUCAGACGAGGUGGAGAUCAGCCUUUGGGACUUUCAGGAAGCGAUGGUAAAUGCGCGAAAUUUGAUUGAGGAAGGAUUUGCUCAGAAUGUCUGGUCUGAUACGAGUUCUGCUAUACAUGCAUCUAAUUGUGCUGAUGAACUUUGGAAUCGUAUUCCUACAAUCCUGCCGAACAAACUUCCUGCUAUACAUGCGUCCAGACAGGAAACGUCGUAUCGCCAGCAAUGCAACGCUGCACAGGCGAUCACGUUCCUUGCAGAGCGCCAGAACUCAUUUUUCCCAGACAGGUUGGCCAUUCUAGCAAAUAUGUGCAAUUACGAGCGCCGCAUUAGCACUAGAGUGCUUGAAGAAUCGCGUUCUUCAUUCUCUACGUGUGCUCUUACCUUAGCAAUUGUGAACGGGGACAUGUCGCUGCUGAGUGGAUACGGUCAGACUGCGGGUCUCGGUUGGUAUACAUAUCAAUCUGGCAUCAAGGUGAAAGAGAAAGUGGGUGAUUAUCGAGAAUCUGGAAGAAGUCUCUACCGAGAGACUGAAUGUGGUUCGUCAGGACAGGCUUAUGGCUUUUCUUGGGGUCCGAUACCUGCUGGUAGCCUAAGUGACAUUGGAUACGUUGAAGAACGUGACACAAUGUUUCGCUUGCAGCCUUCGUCAUUAUCAAAAGAUGGCUUAAAGGUUCAGGGCAUGUUAUGGCAAAUGGAUCAAGUGAUAACGACGCCCAAGACUCAAGCUAAAUUCGCACGUCGCUGGGCCUCAGAACUGGAACGACAGGUAGGUGAGACUGUGUAUGCUGACGAAGAUAGACAGCGAAGACUCAUGUACGAAUUCACCAUAUCUCUGCUUGUUGAGCUGAUAGAGAAUGGCUUUUCUCCAGUGGCGAAGACGUUUUGGCAAUUUUUGCAGCCCCUUGGGGAAUACAAAACAGCGUCGGGCUCUUUCCAAACGGGGCGCUCAUACUCCUUUGAGGAUGUUUUCGAGCAUAGACUUGUGACCUGCGAUGGAAGUAUGCUACCCCAAAACCUUACCCAAGACCUUAGAAUGCAGUGGUCUAUCCUUACGCUCUCUAUUGAUUCUAACCUGAAGGGUUUCGAUCGACCGUCUAUUCACCGCAAACUCAUGGAUCAAGUAUGUCGGCGUGGUAAGCUACUGUGCGGCUCUUGUCUAGCCCGCUCCCAGACUUCCCCAGCUUGUGAAUUGCGCGUCUGGUUUGACGAUGCUGAACAUGGUGACCUGGUAUUCACUCCAUAUACAAGGUUGGGCGACAAUGUCGCUUUCACUACAUAUCAGUAUAAAGCCAUCUCAUGGUCUGUUGAACGAAUGGAAGGCUUGGGUGAUGUGCCCUCACAUAAUGCUAAGGCCAAUUCUUCAAUGCAGAUAUUCUUCAAAGACUUCCGUGUGCGUCUGUCUUUCACAUUGCUGAAAUUUUAUGAUCAGAAUGGUCGUGGUUCGUAUAAUUGUCCAUCGGCAGAAGUGUCUGGGUACUUGACGAUCCCAAUCGCCGAGGCACUUGCGGAUGCCGAGAGCAGACCAUUGAAUGUCUCUUGUCGUGUUGCAACGACUCUGAAUCCUGCAGAGGUCAUCGAUGGUCUGACGAGUGAUACCAAACAGAAAUUCAAAGCCGCAGCAUCUGCAUUGAGGCUGGAAGUUCCUCAUAUACACAUUCUUGCAGGAGAAAACGAAGACAUUGCUUGGAGGACGAGAGAGGCUCGGUGGGUUCGGGAUGAAGAAGGCGAAGAAGGAAUCGAAGCAUCCCCGGAUCCUGACGGCAGCCGAUCCCCUACCAGAUGUGAGAUUGCUCAAGGUGUAACAUCCAACAAAUACGACACUCAAAAUAAUCCAAAUUCUGGGCUCCAAAAGUAUCAGAAGAUGGUCAUUCAGUGUGUAGAGUGUAAUUCUUCCAAGUGCUCUGGAAGGAGGUCAAAAUUAGGGGAGCCGGCCUUGAUGAUGUUGGGCUGUGGAGACUACAAGGCUCUAUAUGAAGACUAUUAA
This is a messenger RNA of Bacidia gigantensis, 2682 nucleotides long. RefSeq lists its product as uncharacterized. Bases 1 to 2682 code for a protein of 893 amino acids. The record is from RefSeq and is a predicted model, not a curated record. The transcript is spliced from 3 exons. NCBI's taxonomy places the organism in Eukaryota, Fungi, Ascomycota, Lecanoromycetes, Lecanorales, Ramalinaceae.